UUCGUUUGAAAGGAUUCGAUUUGUGAAAGUAAACACCAUGCGUUGCUACAUUGUGCUGCUGACGCUCUCUGUUCUGGCGUGUACGUACGCUCAGGACCGUUAUUCAGAUAGAUAUGAUAACAUCGACAUAUUAAGCCUUCUGGGGAACGAGCAACAGCGAAAUGAAUACUACAACUGCUUGAUGGGAAUGGGACCUUGUGUGACCGAAGCACAGAAUUACUUUAAAGGAAUUUUUCCCGAAAUGAUCACAACGAAUUGCAGAAAAUGCACCCCCAGGCAGAAUGUAUACCUCCUUAUGGUUCAAAACUGGUAUCAGAGAAAUCAACCGGAAAGAUGGACCGCUUUGGUGAAUAGAAUGAACUCCAUCCAACAACAGAGCCAGCCGUCAGGCACAUAAACAAUAAACUCUGACAAUACUUACGUUUUAAUGGAUGUAAACCAUCAUAGCAUCAACAUCAGGCAUUACUUGCCAAUUUUUAUAAAAUUUGCUAGCACACUGAUCAUCCAUCUCCAUAUGCGAUGACAAAAGUUCUCUUCAUUCUAUCUAAAAAUUGAUUGCCAUUAGAUCUAAUCGUUACUUUCACAGAUUUUCUGAUGCAUAUUUGUUAUUCGUAAAACAUCUAAGAUAUGUAAAUAAAUCUUAACAGGAAUUAAAUUUUACAUAAAGACUUUAAAUAAAGUUUAGUGUCAUAUUCUCUGACGAGGAUGAAAGUAAA
Molecule: messenger RNA, 716 nt
Organism: Hylaeus volcanicus
Lineage: Eukaryota; Metazoa; Arthropoda; Insecta; Hymenoptera; Colletidae
Product: ejaculatory bulb-specific protein 3-like
Exons: 2
Coding region: 38-397 (119 amino acids)
Source: RefSeq, a predicted model, not a curated record